Molecule: messenger RNA, 1161 nt
Organism: Vairimorpha ceranae
Lineage: Eukaryota; Fungi; Microsporidia; Nosematidae
Product: aminoacid transporter
Exons: 1
Coding region: 1-1161 (386 amino acids)
Biological process (GO): amino acid transmembrane transport
Molecular function (GO): amino acid transmembrane transporter activity
Source: RefSeq, a predicted model, not a curated record
AUGAAUGCCACAUUUAAGUCUUGCUUUAUUACUUUACUUAAAACAUGUAUAGGAAGUGGUGCACUUUCAUUUCCUUAUUUAUUUGCUACUUAUGGUAUAUUUACUGCUUCUAUUCUUACUAUUAUUUCAGGAGGAUUCGCAGUGGUAGGUCUUAUUUUAUACAUCAACUGUGCGAAAGAAAUAGGAAGAAAUGCUACGCUUUCAGAAAUCUCUAAAAUUUCUAUGCCUUACACGAAAAUCUUAGUAGAUUUCUCAGUGUUCUUGAAAUGUUUCGGUGUUUCAUUAUCCUACUUAAUAAUAUCUAAACAACUUAUACCGCCAAUUAUACAUACCCUUUUUCACUACACUAUAAAACCUUCUUAUGUACUAAUAGUCUUUUUACUACUAGUAGGUCCAUUUUGUUAUUUUGAUAAAUUAGAUAAAUUAAAGUAUACAUCGUUGUGUGGUGUAAUAAGCAUUAUUUUUGUAAUAUUAGCUACUAUCUACCGAUAUAAAUACACAGACAUACCUAAUAAUAUAAUUAUAUAUUAUAUCGCACCAUUAUCUAAAUCUUAUCUUGGAGGAUUCGGUAAAUUCGUUUUUUCGUUCACUUGCCACCAAAAUAUUUUCGCGAUAUAUUCAGAGAUUUCUAAUAAUUCUCUUCCUAACAUGCGCAAAUUAAUCUAUCUAGUUGCAUUGACUGCUUUAUCCUUAUACUUGUCAUUUGGAUACUAUAAUUAUUUAAUUUAUGGACAGUUUGUUAAAGAUAAUAUUAUAUUAAAUUUUCCUAAUGAUGUACUAGCAACUAUAGUGCGAGGAUUAUAUGUUAUAGUAAUGGGUGUAUCUUAUCCUUUACAAGUAAAUCCAUGUAGGGUUUACUUAAUUAAAAUGACUAACAUACAAUUUAAAAAUGAAGUAAGAGUAACAUUUUUAAGUACAACAUUAAUUAUUUUAUUAACUUAUUUUAUAGCCGUUAGUGGUAUGAACUUAGGACUAGUUUACUCGAUAAUAGGUGCUACAGCUUCUACACUUAUGUGUUUAAUAUUUCCAGUAUUGUUUUAUUUUAAUAUGGAUUUAGAGCGGAAUAUCUUUCUUGAUAUUUUAGGAUAUUUAUCAUUUUUAUUUGGUAUUUUUGUAUUUUCAACGACAAUUUACAGUGUUGUGUAUUUCAAAAAUAAUUAG